UAAAGUUGUUUGCUAUGUCAGUAAGAAAUUCUUUACCAUAUUUCCACCAAAACCCUUGGUCAGUUUUCUCAAAGCCGUUAAACCGGCUCCCAUACAACUCAAUGGUUAGCCGUUGCUAAGCAACCACUCGCGCGUCUUUGGUUUUGUUCUGCUAUGGCUGAAAGAAGUUCACAGAGAAAGAAGAUUACAGCUUCUGUUUCGCAGAAACCAUUUGGGAAAAAGUCAGAGAAAAUAAAGACAUGUGAAACAAGAUCUACCCCUGGCUCAACCACCAAACACGACGAUGAUAUGCUUGCAAAGGAAGAGCAUUACAAAAUUUUAAAUGCAGAACUGGAAGCCAAGACUGCAGAUUUAGUCAGACAGACUGAGCUUCUUAUGAAAGAAAAAAAUGAAGUUCUGGCAAAGCCCCUGUCCACUCUCCAGCUCACAGAUCUUGAGGAUGAUGAUAUCAUAAUAAUGGCACCUUUACAAGACAGUAUUCAGAAGCCUCAUGUUAAGGUGAAAACUAAGCAACAGACCACUCUGAAAUCUAUUCAUACUGGAAAACAACUCAAAGAUAAAACAAGAAGCCCAGGGAUGUCAUCUGUAAAUUAUUUGGAAGAAGCAGCUGAUACAUUUUUGUCAAAGACAAUACAAAACAUGGAAGAAAAGAUGGAUGAUGAGCACAGUGUGAAGGCAGAGAUACCUUUUUCUGCAGAUACAAUGGCACCCGGUGUUUCAGAUGCUCAGAUACGAGUGUUGAAGGCAAAACUACGGAUUAUGGAAGAAGAAAUGGAUCAUCUAACCAGUGAAUAUUACAAGAAGGAUGAUGAAAAUAUUAGACUCACUGCCAAAAUGAAAGAGCUUGAGGAGGACCGGGCUAGGCUACAGAAGUCAGAAAGUGUCCUGCAGGCACAAAUUGAGAAACACAAAAUUUUGUUCGAGACAUCUGCCAAAAAGUGUGAAGGACUUCAAUUACAUAUAGCAGAGUUAAAUAAGGAAAUUGAAAACCUUAAUAGAUCCAGCAAACAGGCUGCAGCUCUUCAUAACACUGUGGAGAUUCGCCUCAAUAGAGCCAUGGAGGAAUCACAAAAACUUAAGAGCGAACUCAACAAGAUGAAACAGAUGAACAAGGACAAAACUGUCGAAGAACACCAAAGCAAAGUAAGUCUUCUUGCAGAAAACAAAAACUUGAAAAAACAGAAAGCAGAACUCAUUGUGGGCUUCAAAAAACAACUCAAACUAAUUGAUAUUCUCAAACGACAGAAGAUGCAUUUUGAGGCUGCCAAGCUUUUGUCCUUCACGGAAGAAGAAUUCAUGAAAGCGCUUGACUGGGGAGAGUCAUAAUGUAUUUAACAGAGUAAAAGAGUAGAGUUAAAGUUGCUGUAUUAAAUCUAUCAUGUUUCCCUGAA
Boleophthalmus pectinirostris (great blue-spotted mudskipper) is the source of this 1391-nucleotide messenger RNA. RefSeq names its product testis expressed 9 (gene tex9). The transcript has 12 exons. The record is from RefSeq and is a predicted model, not a curated record. Lineage: Eukaryota; Metazoa; Chordata; Actinopteri; Gobiiformes; Gobiidae. Bases 154 to 1326 code for a protein of 390 amino acids.